This is a messenger RNA of Ceraceosorus bombacis, 879 nucleotides long. Lineage: Eukaryota; Fungi; Basidiomycota; Exobasidiomycetes; Ceraceosorales; Ceraceosoraceae. The record is from the annotation of a GenBank genome assembly.
AUGGCUCAUCGCGUCUUCGUUUCUCUGUGCAUUGCAGUGCUUCUGAUGAGCGGGGUGCUCAGUGCUAACCAGCAAUCCCUGGCGUCUCUCGCUUUUUUGCGCGCGAGGCGAAGCUUCGAGGAAGGUAUCAUUGAGGAAGCUGUACGAGUUUUGCUUGCUUACGGCCAGGAUGCCGCUAGACAAGAGACCUUCGCUGCGUCGACUCGCGUGCCGGCACAUGCGCAAGAAGCAGAAGUCUUGAGCAGACAGAUGGGGGCCAUGGCUAUUGAGAGCGGUCCAACCACCCACCCCGAGCAGACACGUGAGGCACAAAGUAUGCGGUAUCACUCGAAGGAAAGCAAGCACAACUAUGACGAGCGUCUGCAGUCCGCUCGAAGCAACCUCUUGUUGAAUGGUCCAGGAACGCUGAGGAGACAACGAGGGGCGACCAGCAUCGGAAAAUUAGCUGAGUACACUCAUCAAUUGGCCAAAGCACAGAAGGCCGGGCACGAAAAGAGACUGGCAAGGGUAAAUGGGCACGCCCGGCGUCGCUUUGAGAAGGCUGUUCUUCGCACAAGUUCAGCUCAAUCUCAGAAGUUGCGACAGUCACGUUCAGACAAAGAAGCGGUUUUGGCAAAAGCGCACUCCGGUGAGAUCGGCAAGAUGCGGUGGAGGUCGUUGAUACAUCGCCUUCAACUUCAACGGCAAACAAAGACGAACAGUCCUGAAGGCAAGCACCCGUACAGAGUCGACGUUGUGGGACAACAAAAGGCGUCACCGCAUAGCGGCGUGGUGCAUACGACGCGAGGUCCGCUCGACGUCGAGCCCAUGGAUGCCGACUCUAAAGGGUCGUCGGACGAAGACGACCUCGGGCUUGGUGGACUUCGCCUGCAGCGCUGA